UCAGAGGAAACUUGUUUUUGUUCCAUCUCCAAACAAACCAAAAAGAACAAAAAUUUUCCCAGGAACAAAAAGAAAAAAAGCCAUUCAUUAUUCCUGCCUUCUCAUUUUUUUGCUUUCCUCAUCAAUCUAACAACUUCCAUUUCUUUGUAAAUUUUUGUUUUUUUUUUCAAAAUUUUAAAAAUACCCAUUUCUUAAAACCAACUUAGAACACAAAAAGCUUAAACUUUCAUAAAAAAAAAAAAAAGAGAAAAGAUUGAUUUUUUAUGUGUUGGUUUUUGGUUGUUUAGAUGAUUCCAUUUCCCUCCAAUUCUUCUCUCUUCAGGGUCAGUUUCAGAAAUGCUUUUUUUCUUUAUUUUUUUGGUCUUCUUGAAAGCCCCACAUUGAUGCAAGAGAAAGAGACAAAGAGAGAUGGAUAGAGACAUUUUUUGAUCUUUGGAUUAUUGGUUAAAGAAAGGAAAAGGAAAAAGGAAUGAAGAGUUUGAACGAAGAUAUAGUUUUUAUUUGUUUAUACAUAGAAUGAGCAAAUGAGCAAAAAGCUUGGCUUUAGAAAGGCCCUGGAAACUAAAGUAAAGAAAUCACAACUAGCUGCAAAGAAGAAGGCAAUCAGCAUAUUUACAGCAAUGUCUGUAGCUCAUGUUGAUGAUGAAGAGCCUGGCCCUGGUGAAGUUCGCCAUGUUGAAAAAGUCCUUCCAAGAGGUGACUUUUAUACAGGCCAAUGGUGUGAUAAUUUGCCUCAUGGCAAUGGAAAGUAUUUAUGGACUGAUGGUUGUAUGUACGUUGGUGAAUGGUUUAAAGGAAUGACCAUGGGAAAAGGCAAGUUUUGUUGGCCUUCAGGUGCUACCUAUGAAGGUGAAUUCAAGAGUGGUUUUAUGGAUGGUAAAGGGACUUAUACAGGUUUUUCAGGAGAUACAUAUAAAGGUUCUUGGGUUAUGAACCUUAAACAUGGACAAGGGACUAAGAGUUAUGCCAAUGGGGAUUACUAUGAAGGCGAAUGGCGCCGCGGAUUCCAGGACGGACAUGGGAGGUACCAAUGGAAGAAUGGGAACCAUUAUAUUGGUCAAUGGAGGAACGGGUUGAUGAAUGGCAAUGGAACAAUGAUUUGGAGCAAUGGGAAUAGGUAUGAUGGUUUUUGGGAGGAUGGUUUUCCUAAAGGGAAUGGGAAUUUUAGAUGGGCAGAUGGGAGUUUUUAUGUCGGUGUUUGGAGUAAGGAUGGCAAGGACCAGAAUGGAACUUAUUAUCCUUCUGGUUCUGCAACCGGGAAUCUAGAUUGGGAUCCUCAACAGGUGUUUUUGGAGGACUUGAAAGAUUGCAAGAUAUGUCCUGGUGAGAAGGUGUCAAUUUUACCAUCACAAAAGAUGCCACAUUGGCCUGGAACGGGCAAAGGGAAUGAGGGGAGACACAGGAGAAUGUCUGAUGGGAAGUUAAAUAGUUGUAGUUGGGGUUCUGAUAUGAAUGAUGUUUCUGCUGCUACUGAAGGGGAUUCCAGGGAUGGUGAUGAAGGAGUUGGGAAUCUUGAAGAUUCAGUUACAAGAGCGAGUUGGCCACAGUUUAAGAUGCCAAUGAAGAGGCAGGGGCAGACGAUAUCGAAAGGCCACAAAAAUUAUGAGCUCAUGCUCAAUUUGCAACUGGGUAUCAGACACUCUGUUGGAAGACCUGGUCCUGCUAUAUCCCUUGAUCUGAAGUCUUCAGCUUUUGAUCCUAAGGAAAAAGUAUGGACCAAAUUUCCACCCGAAGGAUCCAAGCACACUCCACCUCAUCAAUCUUGUGAAUUCAAGUGGAAGGAUUACUGUCCACUUGUAUUCAGGACCCUUAGGAAGUUGUUCAAUGUGGAUGCAGCUGAUUACAUGAUUUCAAUAUGUGGGAAUGAUGCCCUUCGGGAACUAUCAUCCCCUGGAAAAAGUGGAAGCUUUUUUUACUUGACCAAUGAUGACAGGUACAUGAUAAAGACAGUGAGGAAGGCGGAAGUGAAAGUGCUUAUAAGGAUGCUUCCAGCCUACUAUAAUCAUGUUCGGUCCUUUGAGAACACUCUAGUCACCAAAUUUUAUGGUCUUCAUUGUGUGAAACUAACUGGGACAGCGCAGAAAAAGGUGCGAUUUGUUAUAAUGGGCAAUCUGUUCUGUACUGACUAUACCAUUCAUAGGCGCUUUGACUUGAAAGGUUCUUCCCACGGUCGCAUAACUGCUAAACCUGAAUCAGAAAUUGAUCCAACGACAACCCUCAAAGACCUUGAUCUCAAUUAUAUAUUUAGAUUGCAAAAAAUGUGGUUCCAAGAGUUUUGCAGGCAAGUUGACCGUGAUUGUGACUUUCUUGAACAUGAGAGAAUUAUGGACUACAGUCUGCUGAUUGGUUUUCACUUUCGAGAAGCUUCCACACAUCUUACUUCAGGAGUUCUCACACCUACUGGAAAUGGAGAUUGUGAAAAUGAAGGAGCUCCUCGGCUGUCUCAAGCUGGAAAGGAUCAGCUUCUUAUCGAUCCCUCUCGGUGGUCUUCCAUUAGAUUAGGUAUAAACAUGCCUGCUCGGGCUGAAAAGAUGGUGAGAAAAAGUGAUUGUGAAACUCAGCUGGUUGGAGAACCAACUGGUGUAUUAUAUGAUGUCAUCCUCUUCUUUGGUAUAAUAGACAUUCUACAAGACUAUGAUAUUAGCAAGAAGCUUGAGCAUGCAUAUAAAUCAAUGCAGUAUGAUCCAACUUCAAUUUCUGCUGUUGAUCCAAAGCAAUAUUCAAAACGCUUUCGGGAUUUUAUUUACAAAAUUUUUGUAGAGGACACUUGAAAGUUACAUUUCGAACAGAUCUUCAACUUGGAACCAGUGUCCAUGUACAUUCGAUCAUUUUUUGGAGAUGUGAGUGCUUAAAAGCUAAAGGUUAUCAUUUUGGUCAUUGACAUGGCCAUGGACGAUGAUUUAUGGCAGCACUGGACACACAUUUGUAAUUCAGGGUUAGUUUCUCACCCUCUUCAUCUCCUAUCAAUUUGCAGAUAUAUGAUAUGCUACAGUCGAGAUGUAGGUUAACAUUGUAACCAAAGUUACUAAAGCUUGCUUCAAUUGUAAAUGAAUUCGCCAAAUGGUGAAACAUACAUCCGAUGAAUGUAUUACAUCGGAAUUGAUUCUUUUUGUACCUAUAAUUUUUGCCCCGUAGGAGAGGAGUCUCUGGAUUCAGCUUGAAAUAAUAAUGUACAGAAAGUUAUUGGAAGGAAACUAACUUUUAGUUGCUUACAUUGAAGAUGAAAAUUUUUUAUUCUAUUCUUUGUAUCUGGUGUUUGUAUGACAUCUGAA
Messenger RNA from Durio zibethinus, 3272 nucleotides. RefSeq names its product phosphatidylinositol 4-phosphate 5-kinase 6-like. Gene Ontology annotation, molecular function: ATP binding; 1-phosphatidylinositol-4-phosphate 5-kinase activity. NCBI's taxonomy places the organism in Eukaryota, Viridiplantae, Streptophyta, Magnoliopsida, Malvales, Malvaceae. Gene Ontology annotation, biological process: phosphatidylinositol phosphate biosynthetic process. The record is from RefSeq and is a predicted model, not a curated record. Gene Ontology annotation, cellular component: plasma membrane.